AUGCUUGCUCCGUCCCACCCCGCGUUCUCUGAAGACGACUUCAUCUACUCACCAGAGGCCAGUGAACUCCCCGGCGAGCGUAUUGAAGAGUACGGUCCUGGAGGGUUUCACCCUGUCACCUUGGGGAUGGUCAUAUGUAGUCCGAAGGCACGCUACCGCGUCAUGCAGAAACUUGGCUUCGGUGGCUACAGCACGGUAUGGCUCGUCGAUAUCAUAGGCCAACCUCGUUGUGCCGCUCUCCGCAUAUCUAAGGCUGGUUUCUUUUCCGAAGGCGAGGACGAUGUUUUGCGUCGCAUUGCCGCUACGCCUUCGCUGCUUCAUGUCGCUACCCUGCUAGAUUGGUUCACGAUAGAUGGUCCCAAUGGGACCCAUAAGGCCACCGUGAUGGAAGUCGUUGCGCCCAUGAUGGCCGCGAUGUACUUCCUAGAAAACGCAGCCGACUCAGCGUUGGAGGCUCACUCAGUACCCACAACGACGGUCUCCGAGACAAUUCAUCCUACAGCUUCGCACUCGUCAAUCGCACUUAACAAAGCCGUCGUACGCAGUCUCGUCGAGGCUGUAGCUGAGCUUCAUGGCUCUGGGAUUGUGCACGGAGAUCUGCAUUUCGCCAAUGUCGGCUUUGCACUGCCAACUCUAUUCGAUGGAAGCGACAAAGAGCGGAUUUGGAGUAGGCCUGAUGUGACCGUCGUGGUACCGCGAGAUCCCGAGAUGAAUAUCUUCUCUUCCCACUUUCCGCCGUAUAUUGUGCAGCCAUGGAGUUUCAUGAGCUUUCUCCGAGUGAUCGGCUGUGCAAAGAUAGCCCCAUCCGUGAAGAUUUACGAUUUUGGAACUUCUUGUUGCGUAGAACGACCUCAUCCUACGACGGGAUUCCUGGAUCAGAUCAUCCCACCGGAAUGGGUUAUUCAAGGAACAACGCCUGACGCAGUGAGGUUGCCCGACCGCGCGUGCGAUAUAUGGGCGGUAGGCCUGAUGAUCUUCUGCCUAAUGACAGGGGGCGUGUACCCUUAUACGGCAUUCAAUGGCUCCGCCCCGUUCAUCACCAUGGCGCGUUUAUCUGGGUAUAUCCCUGCGUCGUGGAAGCAGCUAUAUGAUUGGGCUAACGAUCCAAAGCUUUUGGAAGAACUUUCUGAGGAGAAAUGUGCCGAGGAAUGGGAAGAGUAUCGGGCGAUGCUCAGACAACGCUGCUCAGACGACGCCGACGCGGAUAAACUUAUAGCCCUUUUGCGCCGAGUCUUUGCUCUUGACCCUGCCGAGCGCCCAAGUGCCGCUGAUAUUCUUCGAGAUCCUUGGUUCGCCUCGACGUGA
This is a messenger RNA of Peniophora sp. CBMAI 1063, 1305 nucleotides long. NCBI's taxonomy places the organism in Eukaryota, Fungi, Basidiomycota, Agaricomycetes, Russulales, Peniophoraceae. The record is from the annotation of a GenBank genome assembly.